GAGGGAGAGAGGGGGACAGCGCGGGGCAGCGCCGCCGUCGCUACACCGCGCGGUGCGGCGGGCGCAACGCCAGCCCGGCACAGGCAGGCCAGACCGCCGCAGGAGCGCAGGACAGGACAGAGCCCCAGUACUCGUCCGGCAGGCGCUGCAGACAGGCAGGCUCUCAGCAGCGCUACCCCGCGGCGCCUGGCGUCGCGAACCCCCCCGGCGUCCCGACGCUCGUCACCGGCGACUCGUUCGUGCUGCCCGCGACGCCGCGACUGCCGGCGCACCGCACGCCCGUGACACGACGCGCGGUCACCUGGUGCAGGCCAUCCGGGCCGCCGUGCUUCUCCGGUCAGCUGUUGUGGGAUGUGAGUUGUUGGCGCUGUCGCCGCUCCCUCUCUCUCUCGUCCCUGCAAGAGGAUGACAGCACCGCCGCCGCCCAGCCCGCCGCAACCCCAGCCGACGUGACGCCGCCGUGCCGCGAAGUGACGUGAAGUGACGUGACGUGUGACGUGACACGUGACGAUGCGGCUGUGAUCAGACGCGUUGUGACAGACGUCCCGCGCAGACGACGCGACGCUGCCCGCGACGCGAGUGAAGUGUGACGAGUGCACGCCGACGCGAGCGCUUCAGCGCUUUUUAGCGAGAGCGAGUGAGAGCGAGAGUGCGCGUGUUAUUGUCACCAUGGUCGUGCCGCUCGGCGCCCUGAGGAUGCUGGGCGCGCUGCUGGUGCUGGUGCUCGCGGGCGCGGGCCGCUGCUGCGCGCUGCCCUCCGACAAGGGCCACGCCGUGGCCGUGGACGCCGAGAGCUGCGCGUCCGUCCAGGAGUACUUCAUCAGGAGGAACCUGUCCACGCCCAUUCCGGAUCAGCCGCAAAGUGGGGUGGAGCUGCAGGUGUGCCCCGCGGGCCGCAGCUGCUGCACACCUGCCAUGGAGGCCACCCUGCAGCGGCAUGUGCACCGGGACUUCAGCGCGCUCGUGCACCACAACUCGCAGUCCACCCAGGGCCUGCUCGUCUCCUCGGCCGACGGCCUGCGUGAUCACCUGGUGCGGCUGGCGCGCUGGUCCGAGAGCAAGACGCUCUCGCUGUUCGGCCAGGUGUACCAGCGCAUGGCCGUGCUCGCUCGGGAGCCCAUCCACCAGCUCUACGCCGACAUCGUCCGCUACCUGGACACGCCCCACGGCCUCGAGGGCAUCGACGGCGCCAACCAGGGCGCCGCCGAGCCCGCCUGGCUGUCGUCGCCGCCGCAGGGCCCGUCCAUGACGGACUCUGUCAACCGCUUCUUCGCCAAGCUCUUCCCGCUCACGUUCCUCACCACGGUGGCCCCGGUGAAGAGGGGGGGCGACCGGCCGCAGCGGCACUUGGACCCCACGUACGAGAAGUGCCUCUCCUCCAAGAUGGCCGAGGUGCAGCCGUUCGGGGACGCGCCGCGCGCUCUUGCGCACAGCCUCGGCCGCGCCCUGGAGGCCGCCAGGGUGCUCCUCGGCGUCCUGAGGAUCGGCGCCGGCGUCCUCAACACGACCGACUCCUUGCUCAUCGACAACGACGACCUCAGCGGGUCGCCCUGCCCGGCGCUGCUGCUGCGCCUGUGGACGUGCCCCCGGUGCGCGGGCCUGGGCGAGGCCGUGCGGCCCUGCCAGGGCUACUGCCUCAACGUGCUGCGCGGCUGCGUCACGGCGCGGGCCUCGGAGCUGGACCAGCCCUGGUCGGCCUUCGUGGAGGCCGCCGCCAAGCUGGCGGGCUCCGCCGCGGCCGCGCCAGCCUUCCCCGGCCGCCCCCGGUCGGCGGCGCGGGACGCGCCCUACCAGCUCAACGCCGAGGAGGCCAUCCGUCAGAUGGAGAACAAGAUCUCCGAGGCCAUCAUGUUCGCCAUGGAGAACGGACCCGGCGUCGAGAGGAAGAUGAAGUCGGCGUGCGGCCCCACCAAGUGGGUGGACGCUGUCCCCGCCGAGGCGCCGUCGUCGUCCUUGUCGCCGCCACCGACUGCCGCCCCGGCGGCGUCCGCCGCACAGAUCCUGGCCGCGCGACGGGCCGAGGGCCACCACCUCGGGCCGCUGUACGGCGGCGACCUGCCGGGGCCGCUGGGCUCGCCGGCGUCCCCCGCCUCGGCCGUCCACUUCGCCAACACGCUCCGGGAGCUGCAGGACUCGCUGCUCCGCAGCCGCUCGUUCUACGCCGACCUCGCGGACGUGCUGUGCGCCGACGAGGGCUUCGCGGCCAGGGAGGCGCAGCCCUGCUGGAACGGGCAGAGCGUUGCCAAGUACACCAAGACGGUGGUGGCGUCCACGGCGAGCGCGCAGAGGUACAACCCGGAGCUGACGGAGCCCGCCGCGGGGUCGGCGCCCGCGCCCGCCAGCCUCGCGCACCUCGUGGACCAGCUGCGGCACCUGCGGCACCUGGUGCUCAGUCAGCUGGCUGAGCUGCAGCAGCAGGUGCAGUCGGACUCGUUUGUCCGGGACGAGGACGGCUACGAGCCGGAGGGCAGCGGGGCCGGCGGCGCGAGCGGUGCGGCGGGGGCCGCGCCGACCGACGACGAGGACCAGGCCGCCUGGCACGGGGAGACGGGCUCCGGAUCCGGCGAUGGUGACGGCGGCGUGCCUGGCUUCGAUGCUAACAAUGUUGAGGGGAACACUAACUGGAGUGAUCCGGAAACAAAGGUGACACCAGGAUCUGGAACGGAGCAAGACGUACAGAAAGAUAAGACCAGUGGGGCUUCCCCUGUGCACUGGUCUGCAACAUCUGUCAGCCUAUGUGUAUCAAUUCUGACUGUGCUUAGGCUAGUCUUGCUGUGAGUGUGGAAUGGAGUUGUUCCUUUGUGUGCUGUGUUAUUAUAUGGAGUGGAUGGAAUCUGUUCAUUCAAGCCAGUGAUUAUAUUAGUUUCGACAUAUGGUGUGCUCUCCAUCAUUACAAAACUGCUCAGUAAUGAGGUGAGUGUGAGCAUAGGAGUGACUGUGUGUACCUGAGAGUGUGAGAAAAAGUAAUGGUGUAUGUGUGAAAUCAAAUGUUUGUAAAGAGAAAAAUUAAUCAAAGAAUGGAAAAGAUCCAUAUUUGAAAUGGGUAAGUUGCCCUGUUUCAGAGGUUUGAAAAUUAUUGGAAGAUGGUCUUAUGCAAGAACUUCCGACAAAUCCAGGUAGCUGUUAUCAGCGAAAUAUAACAAUAACAAAACUCACGAAUGCAAUGAAAACUAUAAGGACCUCAAUAUUUCUUGUGCUGCUGUUAUUCCUGCUUAUGUGAUAUGUAAUAAGAUGGAGGAAAACAAGAAUUGUUUCUGAGGUUGUCUUCUUAGUGUGUAAUUUUUUUCAUUCAACUUUGAGAAAGUUGUAAGAAGGAAAGAAACCUUACCCUUUCUCGUUCUAAAUUUAAUUUUUUCUUGAAAUGUUGUCCUCUGUAUCCUCUGAUUAUUUGUUAAAGAAUGUUAUCGCUCUCCUCUCAGUUUUUGUUGUUUUUUCUUAAACUCUAAAAGAGAAGCAUUUUUUCCAUUAUUUAAUUUUAGAAUUUUCUUACAAUGCAUUUUAAAACAUACCAUGUGUAAUCUUGGCCGCUGUCUUAGCUGUAUUUCUGACAAGAACGGAACACAUACUUACUAGCAUUUCAGAUUCAGUGUCUCCUUUUCUGGUUCAGAGGCAUCAUCUGUGGCAGUCUCCUCUAUUAGCCACUGUCAGACUGCUGUUCUCCGUUUGUAUGUCUUGGAGAUUGAAGUGAACUAUGUGCAAUACUUUUCCAGGAAUAUCUUGCUUCUAUUCAUAAAUAUGGAAUUCUUCUCUUAACGUUAACAUAUAUUGUGAGAUUUGAAACUGCCAGGACCAUAUCAUAAACAUUAAAAAAAAAACUCUUUUUAUUUAUGUUUUAGUUGUAUUGAGGGAGAACCACUUCUUGAGAGUUUUCUCGUUUUGAGUAUCUAGUCUUAUUUCUUGGUGUAAAUUUGUAGUCUAGGUUGCAAAAUUUUUACAGGUAACAUGUCUCUGUUUGCAGUAUUUUUCUCUCACAUUGUUUUCCUUGCAUAAAUGGUUGGAAACUUAGACAUGUUUAUCAAUUCUAAAUUUGUUAAAAUUGUUUCUGGUGAAUUAUAUCUUUUACACCUGUGAUAAAUUCUUGUAAUUUUAUCAAAAUCAUCAAGUUUUUAAAAAAUAUGUAAUAUUUUUCUAGGACAAUUAAAGUGCCAUACAUAUGAGACAUGUAUGUUUGCCUUAACAGGAGUGCUGCUGCACAUUUGUUUCUCACCAAACUGCGUUGAUUGACUUGUUGAAUUGAAAGUUUGUUUAGUUUUGCUUAUUACUCCUUUCCUUGAAGGGAUAAUAUGAGGGACUACCUGUCUGCUUUGUUUUUCAAUUUGCAUUGUACAUAAAAGUGAAAAUGUGAUUUCUUGAGUUUGUGAUGUAAUAUAGAUAUGUAGGAUUCAUUCUUACCCAAGCAAUAAUGAUAUUUGCUAAAGCUAUGUUUUUUUAUCUAUGACAUGCACAAAGUGUGGCUGACAUAAAAUGACCUAGAAACUUGUCACUAGAGUAUUUGAGAUUAUCUGUGCCAUGGCUAUAUACUGUAGAAAACUCCUCUACACAUGUUUUUCCAUCUUUCCCUGACCAUGACACCAUUUACUGCUAGCUGAACUUAUCACUGAAGUCUUUCUUUUUAAAAUUGUUACGAGCCUUACCUACCUCUGAUAGUUCCGAAAGCUUCAACAGCUUGUGUUAGCCUUGCAUAAGGAGUUGUAGGCACCGAAGCUUACACCAUUCACUGAAAUGAUCGUUUUGGUUACGAGCUUUCAUAGCUGACACAAUCUAUAAAUAAACUUUAUCUUUAAAAAAAAAACAGCAAACAAAAACAGGUAUAUUUUUGCGUUUUGUAACUUUUAAUCAAAGCAAUUCCUAUUAGCAGUAACCAAAUGUCAGAAGCUGGUACUGUUUAAACAAAAUUAUCAAAUUUUUAAUUAUCUAUUACUAGGCAGUUAGUAGGUCUAUAAUGUACCGUUAUGUGUACUGCUGUAACAGUAAUGAGUUCUAGUUCUGAGAGUCGAUCUACAAAUGAUCAUCAGUGAUAAAGAAAUACUUUAAAAUACAGAUUCUCUUCUUGUAUUAAUUGAGUAAUUGAACUUUGUAUGUAUCAUAAUAUGUGAUACAAGUAGCGUUUAAAACAAACUAGUCUAUAGCAUUAAAAUUUUACACAAAAUGUUAAAAUGUGUUGUUCCGUUAACGCAAAUAGAUGAUGGAAACAGGAAACUUUUUCAAAGUGAUCAGUAUGAAAAAUAUUCAGUAGUAGAGCAUAUGUUAUGUAUACGUGCCUUCUGUUCUUUUUUAUGUCACUGUGGAUAGUUCCAAAAUUUCUGUUUGAUAAAUAAAGAUUUUUUUAUGUAAAAGUUA
Messenger RNA from Frankliniella occidentalis (western flower thrips), 5340 nucleotides. RefSeq names its product division abnormally delayed protein (gene dally). Gene Ontology annotation, cellular component: extracellular region; plasma membrane; cell surface. The record is from RefSeq and is a predicted model, not a curated record. Gene Ontology annotation, biological process: cell migration; regulation of protein localization to membrane; positive regulation of canonical Wnt signaling pathway. The transcript has 8 exons. Lineage: Eukaryota; Metazoa; Arthropoda; Insecta; Thysanoptera; Thripidae. The coding region runs from base 670 to 2778 and encodes 702 amino acids.